CUCGGGAACAUGAAGGAACAUGAGCUAGAAUAUUAUUUAAUGGAUGGCUUCCCGUAAGGAUUAUUGGACAGUACAUUUUUACUAACAUCCUACAGACUACACGAGCUCGUGCGAUCAACAGAGUUUGAGCAGAACUCGUGCAGAACCGUCUAGGGACAUAGAUGGUUCUGUACUACUCGCUUGUUGGCUUGUUGGGAUAAGCGAGAAUUAUAUUAUUGGGCCAAGGCUUACUUCCCGGGGAAGUACAAGUUCUUUUUUUCUUCUCACUCGGUUCUCACUACAACCUCGAAUCUCCGCUGGCCAGAGUUUCAAGGAUAUUCACCGUAUACAGUUCAAAAUUUCUCCCCGUUCGCGCUUCCUUCUCCACCAACAGUAGCCUCAAAUGUUAUUUCGCACCAUCGUCCUUUUGCAGUUUAUCAUGGAUGCUUGCACUGUGUGUAUUGCUGCCAGCAUACCUCAAAGAAUGGCUACUCCACAUUGUAGAGGUUCAUACCAGACUCCUGAAAUCGGUAGAUCCUUGAGGGACAGGGAUUCGAUAUCACUGGAAGCAGGGUCCUUGGAACGUAGACUCGACUCGCAAGAAAUACGAAAUAGGAAAUGGGCUGAACAACUCAAUGAACCUUGGCUUGAUUUCUGUCCUGAUGAUUGCGAGGGAUUUGGUCAAAACAGUGAUUAUUUCCGAGAGGAUAUUUCGAAGAAAAUAGUCAAGCGCGUGCCCCUUUCGAACACGGGAGCCUCGAGAAACAUUUUCACAUUACCCCGAGAUUCCAAAUACAAAGUGGAUUCGAGCGGUAAAACCUACAAAGGCGACGACAUCGCCUUAAAGUUUGUUGAUUUGAGCAAGCGAAAUGCUGCAUGCGAAGUCGUGUCACUUCAGUAUUUCGAAUAUUUCAUAGAUGCCGGGAUAGUGAAGGACGAUCCGGGAACUGGCGUCAUUGUUAUGAAGAAACAGCCUGGAAAGCCACUGCACAAGAUUAAGGUUUGGCAGGAAGCUCCACUCAAACAAAAACUCGCGAUUUACCACAAGGUUCAGAGCACUGUUUGCAGCAAGAUUUAUGAUUGGAUACAGAGACGCGAACUGCUAUAUUCUGACUUCACCCCUUUAAACAUUCUUGUCAUACUUAAUGGAAAAGGCGAGUUGAUACGACUAAAAAGUGUCAAGAUUGUAGACUUCGGCCCCCCAGGAGUUGUCGAAACGAAAUAUACCCCAACACCACAAGUAUUCGAACAGUUCUUUAGUGCGCGAUGGGAUUUUUUGUGGGAGCCACUCGUGGUGAUACCUGAAAAAGAAAAGCCACGCAGCGCUUGCCCAGCCCUAAUACAGUGAUCCAGGUGGACUAUUGUUCAAGUAACAACGGGAUAAACAACGGUAGCAUCUAAAAUGUGUACAUACUGGAGCUAAUUGACCCUCUGUCAAGCAUCGGUAUAGCAUUAAGCUGGUCUGCUUGGUGC
This is a messenger RNA of Lentinula edodes (shiitake mushroom), 1452 nucleotides long. RefSeq lists its product as uncharacterized. Lineage: Eukaryota; Fungi; Basidiomycota; Agaricomycetes; Agaricales; Omphalotaceae. The record is from RefSeq and is a predicted model, not a curated record. The coding region runs from base 383 to 1327 and encodes 314 amino acids. The transcript has 5 exons.